UAAAAGGGGAGCGGCGAAGAGGCAGGAAGACAGGACCAUGUCGAAGGGCCCCGGGCCCGGCGGCUCCGCAGCUUCCUCGGCGCCCCCGGCCGCUACCGCUCAGGUGCUGCAGGCACAGCCUGAGAAACCGCAGCACUACACGUACCUGAAGGAGUUCCGCACGGAACAGUGUCCGCUUUUUGUGCAGCACAAAUGCACUCAGCACCGGCCCUACACCUGCUUCCACUGGCACUUCGUGAACCAGCGCCGCCGCCGGUCCAUCCGCCGUCGGGACGGCACGUUCAACUACAGCCCUGACGUCUACUGCACCAAGUACGACGAGGCCACAGGCCUCUGCCCGGAGGGCGACGAGUGCCCAUUCCUGCACAGGACCACAGGGGACACGGAACGCAGGUACCACCUGCGCUACUACAAAACUGGAAUCUGCAUCCACGAGACAGACUCAAAAGGCAACUGCACCAAAAACGGCCUGCACUGCGCUUUUGCCCACGGGCCCCAUGACCUCCGCUCCCCUGUCUACGACAUCAGGGAGCUGCAGGCCAUGGAGGCCCUGCAGAACGGCCAGCCCUCGGUGGAGGGCGGCGCAGAGGGACCGUCUGCGGGGGCCGCCAGCCAUGCUAUGAUAGAAAAGAUCCUCAGUGAAGAGCCGCGGUGGCAAGAGACCGCACACGUGCUGGGGAACUAUAAGACGGAGCCGUGCAAGAAGCCUCCGCGGCUGUGCCGCCAGGGCUAUGCCUGCCCCUACUACCACAACAGCAAGGACCGGCGGCGGAGCCCCCGGAAACACAAGUACAGGUCGUCACCCUGUCCAAACGUGAAGCACGGGGAUGAGUGGGGGGACCCCGGCAAGUGUGAGAACGGAGACGCCUGCCAGUACUGCCACACCCGCACGGAGCAGCAGUUCCACCCGGAGAUCUAUAAAUCCACCAAGUGCAACGACAUGCAGCAGUCGGGCAGCUGUCCUCGAGGACCCUUCUGCGCCUUCGCCCACGUAGAACAGCCGCCCCUCGGUGACGACCUGCAGCCCUCCUCAGCCGUGUCCAGCCCCACGCAGCCGGGCCCCGUCCUGUUCAUGCCGUCCGCCGCCGGAGACUCGGUGCCUGUGAGCCCCUCCAGCCCGCAUGCGCCCGACCUCAGCGCCCUCCUCUGUAGAAACAGCAGCCUAGGCAGCCCCUCCAACCUCUGUGGCUCCCCGCCGGGCUCCCUGAGGAAGCCCCCGAACCUGGAGGGCAUUGUCUUCCCCGGGGAGCCCGGCCUCGCUCCCAGCAGCUAUAAGAAGGCCCCUGGCUUCGAGAGGGAAGACCAGGUGGGAGUCGAGUUCCUGAAAAAUUUCAAAUGCCAGGCCAAGUUAAAACCCCACUCACUGGAACCCAGGAGUCAGGAGCAGCCUCUGCUUCAGCCCAAACAGGACAUGCUGGGCAUGCACCCCACGGGCAGCCCCCUGACCUCAAGCAUCUCUUCUAGUAUCACCUCCAGCCUGGCAGCUACCCCCCCGAGCCCUGCGGGCACCAGCAGCGUCCCUGGCAUGAAUGCAAAUGCCCUGCCCUUCUACCCCACCAGCGACACGGUAGAGUCGGUCAUAGAGUCUGCCCUGGACGACCUGGACCUGAACGAGUUUGGGGUCGCCGCCCUGGAGAAGACUUUUGAUAACAGCACCGUUCCCCACCCGGGCAGCAUCACAAUCGGCGGCAGUUUGCUGCAGAGCUCUGCCCCCGUGAACAUCCCUGGCUCCUUGGGCAGCUCGGCCUCCUUCCACUCGGCGUCCCCGUCGCCUCCUGUUAGCCUCUCCUCACAUUUCCUGCAGCAGCCCCAGGGCCACCUGAGCCAGGCAGAGAACACGUUUUUGGGGACCUCAGCAUCACAUGGAUCUUUGGGUCUGAAUGGGAUGAACAGCAGCAUCUGGGAGCACUUUGCCUCUGGAAGCUUCUCCCCAGGCACGUCCCCUGCCUUCCUGUCAGGGCCGGGGGCUGCGGAGCUGGCCCGGCUUCAGCAAGAGCUAGAUGAAGCCAACAGCACCAUCAAGCAGUGGGAGGAGUCCUGGAAGCAGGCCAAGCAGGCUUGCGAUGCCUGGAAGAAGGAGGCAGAGGAGGCCGGCGAGCGGGCCAGCACAGCGGGCGCCGAGUGCGAGCUGGCCCGCGAGCAGCGGGACGCACUGGAGGUGCAGGUGAAGAAGCUGCAGGAGGAGCUGGAGCGGCUGCACUCAGGACCCGACCCGCAGGCCCUGCCCGCCUUCUCCGACCUGGAGGCCCUGUCGCUGUCCACCCUCUACUCCCUCCAAAAGCAGCUGCGGGCCCGCCUGGAGCAGGUGGACAAGGCCGUGUUCCACAUGCAGUCGGUGAAAUGCCUUAAGUGUCAGGAGCAGAACCGAGCGGUGCUGCCGUGCCAACACGCCGUGCUGUGCGAGCUCUGCGCCGAGGUCAGCGAGUGCCCCGCCUGCCAGCCGGGCCGGGCCCCUGCACUGCAGUCGUGACCCCGCGGGCCCGGCCCGGCCCGGCCCAGCGCUCCCCACCUAGGACUUUUUAAAGUAUAUAUAUGUAUGUAUGUAUGUAUGUAUGUAUGUAUGUAUGUAUAUGUAUAUGACUAUGUAUAUGUAUACAUUCUGUGUGUGUGCAGGUGUGCGUGGGCGGCCAGUGUGAACAGUGUCUGUGUGUAUAUCUGUACAUAGAUAUAGACACACACUUUAAAACAGACUUACCAAGCACUUUUUAAAAGAAGCGACUAUUUUGCAGUCCUCCCUCAGCCCACUCCCUCCCUUUCCCACCCUCCCCUCUUCUCCCACCAGCCUUUUGGCAGGGAAUCUCUUUCUGUCUCUUUUUUAUGUAGGAACUAACUAUUUUUAACUUUUUCUCGGGGCCUGCCUGAGCAGGGAAGGAUAGGAAGCCGGCCGGUGCCAAGGGGAGGGGACAAGCCUUCGGGGCAGGUCCUGUUCACCCACCACCCCAGGCUGGGUGAGAGCCAGGGGUCAGAGGCCCCAGGCAGACCUGGUUCCUGGCGGUGAGGCCUGAGGAGCUGUGCCGGGGCCCCAGGCCAGCCUAGCCCCUAGGUUUACCAGAUGUGUAUUUAUUUUGGGGCUGGCAGGCCCAAGCAGCCCCCCUCCCGAGCUCCCACCCCUGGGCCCUUGAAGACCCUUGAGGGUCAAGGCCCGGGAGUCCUACCCCUCAGGUUCCUGAGGCAGGGGCCCUGCCUCAGUCCUCUCCCUGGUCUUGGGAGCAGCCUCCCUGGCCACAGGGCCACCUGCCAGGCUGGCACUGCCCUCUCCGUGACCCCCAGCUGCCCUCAGCUGUCCUUUCUCUUCUGGCACAGACCCCCACCCUCGCUCCCUGCUCCCCCCCUCUGGCAGCUAGCAGGGCAAUUGGUAGGGAGGAGCUGUGGACUGUGAGGACCAGGGGGGCUCAGGCCCUGCCCUCCUCCCAGGAGGGGCUCCGUAUGCAUUCCUUGGUGCUCUCUGAGUGCAGCUGACGUCCUGCCCGUUCGGAGCGGACGCCCGUGUGCAUGUGUGUGCGUGCCUGUCCGAUGUAUAGUGUGUCUUAGCUUCCAUUUUAAAAAUUGUUCUGUACAGAGAGAUG
Messenger RNA from Pteronotus mesoamericanus, 3566 nucleotides. RefSeq names its product unk zinc finger (gene UNK). The record is from RefSeq and is a predicted model, not a curated record. Gene Ontology annotation, molecular function: metal ion binding. The transcript is spliced from 16 exons. Lineage: Eukaryota; Metazoa; Chordata; Mammalia; Chiroptera; Mormoopidae. The coding region runs from base 38 to 2470 and encodes 810 amino acids.